This is a messenger RNA of Aureobasidium vineae, 2412 nucleotides long. The record is from the annotation of a GenBank genome assembly. Lineage: Eukaryota; Fungi; Ascomycota; Dothideomycetes; Dothideales; Saccotheciaceae.
AUGUCACGACCCGAAUCUGUGGCUGGGUCACUCCCUAACCUCAGCCAUGCAUCGAGACCGCUAGCAACAAAACCACGCUCGGUCUCACCCUCGAACAUAUCACUUUUUGUGUCCAAUCUUCGCCUUUUGAAUCUCGAUCAGCGUCAAGACUGGCCCGAUAUCACCAUCCAGACCUUUGAUACUAAGGACGCACUCCAAAAUCAGAAAAAGCGCGUGUCUUGUGUCGAAUGGUCUCUCUACCGUCUCUUUGAGAUAUGGGACCGGGAGACUACACGCGAUAAACUACAACCUUUCUUUCCGCCUCUAGAGCCAAUUCAGUCUCUCAAUCUGCGUGCAGCACUAUUCAGGUGCCUCAACGACUUGAAGAAGAAUGAUGUCUUGGGCCGAGAAGCUACAUUGCGUAAGACUAUGCUUGAUGAUUGCAAAGGUGACAAGUUCGAAGAAGUAUUGCUCCUAUUCUCUGCUGCCGUCGUUCGAAAGCAUCUUCUGUCGACUCGCCGAAAACAGCCAUCAUCCAUUGCAAGGAACAUUGCACUGUCGAGAAACAUCGACAAACGCGACCUGAGCAGUAUUGCUCCUCUCUCCAUGGCUUACCGUGCUUCUUUGGCAAAGACUCUACAAAGCCGAGCAACUCUGGAUAUUACACUCGACAAUUUUCGUACAUCGCUCUACGAGAAAACCAAUGAUUAUCAUCAGCGUCACCUCACCCUGCUCGAGACGCAAGAUCCAACCAUAGAGAAUCUAUCGCCUGAGACCGAAAAAUUGAUCAGACGGGAACUUCGCCAGAAUUGGGUUGGCAGCAUAGAGGGCUGUGAUGCGUUGCUGGCGGGUGCUAAGGUAGCCUCCCCCGACGCGUACAUGGACUCUAGGUUUGAUGAUCUGUGGCAGCACUUUCGUCAGGGCACAACCCCUCAAGUGUCUCCUGAAAGAAUAUCUCUGCUCGAGACAUUGCAGUCUCGUGUCGGUGAGCAGAACGACCGUUUGCGCAUGUGGAAGGCAUACAAGGACGUUUUUGAGGAAUCUCACAAGCCAGCCAACCCUGUUGGGGAAUCGUCUGCGCCCCAUCGCCGGGAGUGUACCGCGGAGGCUCAUGGUUUGGACAUCUUCAACAAACACAAGAGCAUUGGUGUAGACCAUACACCUCCUGAAUCCGUGGAUCAUUCCCACAUCGAUCUCAUGGUAGAUUACGAACAAGUACUCCACGAUAUGAAGCAAGGUCUAUCUGAUGUACGCAAGAGAAAGCAGAAACCUCAUGGCCAAGCAAAUCAUUUCGCUCCAUCGGUCGACAGGAUAGGCCGUACAAACACUAUGUCAAGACAAGCACCUAUACCAGUGUUCCUUGGGGGCUUACAUGAUCCUAAGGAAGAUCUGUUCUCGCCACUAAAACGCCCACUGCUCGAAUCUGCGAACUCAACUCCUUUAAAUACACGUGGUGAAGCACACAAGACACAUCAGUGGCUAUCACGAACACAUAGCCAACCUGUGACCACGCCUCAAUCUACGAGGAGUGAAUAUGGCUUGGCCAUGAGUUCGAGGAACGAGAGUCCAUAUGGUUCUGCUCUGAGGCAACCAGAGUUUGUAGAACCUAGCCCUAGUGUACAAAGGGACAGGGAGAGAUAUGUCAAAGCACACACUCCCAGUUCCAUGGGCGAGAGUGAGAUCAACUCGAAGAACGAGGAGGCAUCUCCGACUAUUACACAUGUUGUCUCAGCAGAGUGCGGACACACAGACCUGGUUGACGAUCCCGUCACGUCUCUGAGACACAAAAUUGACCAGAUGGGAUUAGACGAACAAAAACGUUCGUCUCCAUCUCCAGAACUGCCAGACUACUCACCUCCAACACUCUCGAGUCCACCAGUACCGAUCUCUAGGCACCAGAGUCCACAAGAACAACUCAAUCUCUCAGAGCGCGCUCGUAUGUCCAUGGCUUCUUUCCGCAGCAGCGAGAAUAGCCAGCCACUACCUCAACCAACCCAUGACGUACCAACAUCAACCAUAGACGUUGAAGCAACAGUCACGCAAGCUCGGCGUACCUCGCUCGCCGAUCGUGCUCUGGCGUCCAUGACCCAGGCAUCCUUGAACCCUCAACCUCAACCUCAACGCCGCACAACAACCAAAGAACGACCCAAAUCGUCCUUUUUCCCUUCACAGUUGUCCACGCCCCUGAAAAGCGGCAGGAAUUCCCUUGGAGGUACGCGCGACACAACACCCAGAGACAAAUUGUUCGAGCAGGAUGCAGAGUACGCCAGUGUCUUCAAGUCUCGACCAAAGAUUGCAAUGAGUCCUGUUCUAUCGCCGGGACUGGAUUCGCAGAUGGAAGAUGCGGAAGACUUUAGUUUUGAAGGUGAUGCAGAGGGUACAGAGAGUAUGAUGGAGUUGCAGAGUUCACCGUUGGGAAAAUUCGGUAUGUAG